This is a messenger RNA of Paramormyrops kingsleyae, 6592 nucleotides long. The record is from RefSeq and is a predicted model, not a curated record. NCBI's taxonomy places the organism in Eukaryota, Metazoa, Chordata, Actinopteri, Osteoglossiformes, Mormyridae.
CUGAGUAACCACCUGUUCCGUAAUCAAAAGCGAUAACAUAGUCUACGAGUAGCUAGUAAAAUAGCUCGUAAUAUGUAGCCCCUGGGCUGUUGCUGUUAUUUGUAAUCCGUUAGUUGUCGUACUUGCUAAUGUAAACCGAUUAUAAGUAGUCGCUUUCUCGUAGAUUGUAUUUGACGGUUGGGUAGUUAACUGCGUAAAUGAUUCACGGGGCGUAGUUUCGGCAUAAACUUAUAGUAGUAUUCACUUCAAAUUACUAUUAAAUUGUCAGCCUGUGGUUCGUUUGUUUAGCUGGCUACGUUGGUUUAAUGCGUUAGCGCGCGUGUAAUGGGUAGUUUGUUUACAAAUAUGUUAAAACAUAAUGCUAACUCUGCGUAAACUAGUCGCGUUUCCAGUGCAAGUUUUGGCACUUAUGUGGUUGGGAAGGUCUUCUGGUAGAUUUCGAUCGCUCAUACCCUUUAGAGAACAGCCUAUUCCUAAAACAGAACUGCUGAUCCAUAAAACCGAUGCGCAGAUGCACGUUUUUCUCUUCAAAGAUAGUAUUAGUCGAAUAAGGUUUGAUCGGCUGACGACGGCUCCCGCGGACUGUCCAUCCCCGUCCCAGACGAGAAUCUUGGCUCGUACGUAAAAAAAAAAAAAAAAAACCAUAAUGAAUAGCAUUUGUAUCUGUGGUUGAAAAGACCUCUGUUACUGGACAGGAGAGCCAGUGAUUAGCCUUCACCCAACAUAUAAAAUUGAAAUAUGAUUAACUGAAUGACACUCCCAUUUCUCUUGUGUUCAGUCAGCAGCUUCGGUUGUAGCCCAGUUUGUCUCAUUCUGAGGCAGGAAUAAAUUUUCUUUUCAGAGAAAGGACUGAAUGUACUGUUUAAGAAUGCUAUUAUUUUUUAAUUCUUUUGUCUUAUUGGAGAAACAAGGAAGGAAGAUUUGCUCAACUUCCCAACUAAUUUGUUUUCCCUUGUUACUUAUGAGAGGGAACAUGCACACAUACAUUGUUUGAAGCUUACAUGCCUGUUGACACAAAGGGAUAUUUAAUUUUUAUUUUUGUACAGAAUGAGAAUAACAGAGAAAAAUUUUAAUGUAGAUUAUCUCUACUACGUAUAUUCUUUGACUUUUAAACUUGGUAAAAUUAUGUCAAUUAAAAGUUUGGAAAGCAGAGACACUUUAUGAUCAGUUUUCUGGUGUGAUGUAAUUGUUGCCACUAAAGUUUUUGCAUUUUUUAAGAAGCUGAGUCAUUUACAGACGCUCCUCUACUUACGAACUUUCAGUUUACAGACUUUCAGACAUACGAACGAAGAGGACUGUAAGUCCAAACUGUGUUUGUUUGGGCUCCCGUUUCCUGUCCGCAACAUCAAUUUUUUGUCUGCGCGCUAAUUCUGCUUAGUACGACUUCUGACUGCUACUCACACCAUACAACGUAGUAUGUGUGCUCCCAGCCUUAGUUCUUUGUAUUUAUGUAUACCCUUAAAAUGAUGCUGAAUAACUACAUUUUAAGUUACUAACGGCCGUUUGGAAGUAACUCCGUAAGUAGAGGAGCGUCUGUACUUUGAACUUGCCUGAUUCAUACAAUACAUUGUAACGCUUUAAUGCGAUUGGAAGGGGUAAUAAGUGAUUUGUUGAUUACAAUGAGUUUUACCGCAGUAACGAUAGAAUUCCUUUUAUUUUGUUGGUAUUGGAAUUUCUGUGUGUUGACAGAAGGCUUGUGGACGUGGUGGGUGAAUCCACAGCUUUUAAAUUAAUCCAUUUCAGUGAUCUUAGAAACCUUAGAAUUGUCUUAAUAUUUGUGGUGAUUAGUUGAUAUUGGUCACCUUUAUGUACAGAGGAAGGUCAAGUCUGUAAAGAGAAUCUUCUCCAGUGAUGAGUCUGCCAUGCUAAUACCGAUACACCAGAUGGACCGUGUGUCUGUCUGGGUGUAAGUGAGUUGAACUUGCCUUCUCACACUGGUGCAGUGUGCUCUGAGGAGAACCUAAGAUACAGUACACCAUACCUGCUUUUGCUUUGUAUUCCACAUGGCCCUGGCAGUGUGCAUCGCACGGUUCAUGGCUCUCAUGCUGGAGAAUUUGCAGAGAACCUCUACCCCUCACAUUGGGCUGCAGCCCAAUUCUCAGAUCGGGGAAGAGAUGAGCCAGAACAGCUUCAUAAAGCAGUACCUGGCCAAACAACAGGAGCUUCUCAGGCAACGACUGGAGCGGGAGGCCAGGGAGGCGGCCGAAGCCAACGGUGAGAAGCCAAAGACGGACAGUCAAGCAGCUCCAAAGGAGGAUCAAGAGGAGAGCAACCUCACUUCCUGUUCGGUGGAGCCCUCCUUGCCGUCGGGUGCCCUGUUCAGCCAGGAGGAGGACGGAGGGGGAGGUGAACUGGAGCCAACCCCUGUCCAAGGCAGAGAGGAGGUGGAAGGUGCCAUGCCCCCGGCUGUGCUCCCGCGUCCCAGUACCCGUCGCUCGCUGAUCCAGCCGGCUCAGGCUAAACAGACGGAAGCCCCUUCUGCCUUCGGCUCCCAGGAAGCCCUUGAGGCUGGGGGCAGGGCCCGGCGCUCCUCCAGUGCCCGGCUGAGCCGCGACGGGCCAUCUCGCGCCGUUGCCUCGCUGUCUGUGCGCGUCGUCGGGGAGCCUGAGCGGGAGGGCCUGGCCAGCGCCGCCUCCGCGUCCACGCCACAGCUCGGACGCUCCACUCUUAACCAGGAUGAUAGUGAGGAUGAUGAGAAGAGUGAUGCCGAUGAGGAGUGGGGCGUCGGGGCUGCAAGGCGUGGUCCCAAGCAGAGCCCGGCCCCCAGCAGCCUGCCUCCCCAGCGGGAAAGGUCCCGGCGCAAGCAGCAGCCACCACAGCACAUCCCCCCACCACAACCGCCCCACCAACCCCCGCUGCAGCUCCGCCAGCCCACCCCACCUCCCUCCCCACCUCCGGAGCUCUCUUUCCCUCUGCCAGACACCCCCAAGCAGAGCCCCCCCAAUGAGCCUGAAGGUGGGGGGGCGGCAGAGGCGAUGGCAGCCCCACCCUCUGCCCUGCAGCACCAGGACAGCAGCUCCGGCUCCAGCAGCUCUCCCCCCAGCAGUCCCGAGUCCCCCCACCAGUGCCGACCCGGCCCACUCACCCUGCUGGCCCGCAAAAUGGAGUCCGAGGGAGCUUUUGCUGGGACGCGAGGUCAAAGCCACUCAGAAGCUGAAGGGCAGGGCUCUGUACCCACCUCUGCGGCUGCUGCCUCACCAACUACCGUGUGUGCCGACAGCCACAGCACCAAUGCAGGUCUACCUCUGCUGCCCCCUACAGGAGACCCUGUGCUUCAAAGUGGGAAUGGCGCGACCGCUUUGGAGCCUAGUUCUGUUGGCUCACCUGCCCAGGUUGUAGCGAUUGGAGAAUCGCUGUUCCCACCUGCUGAAGCAGCCGACAUUAAGACCACUGGUGAUAGACAAAGUGAUGGAGGAGAGCCAUCCAGACCCACGGAGGACUUUGGGAAGGAUGUAGUGGCAGUGAAACGGGGAAAGCCUGAGGGGGAGGGAAAGGGAGAACCUAAGCAAGAGCACUUAGGAGAGCCCUCUGCACCUGGGAAACCCGCUGAGCCUCUGGAGAGUCAGCCGACCUCGGCCCUGCCCACACAGCCCCCCUCCAAGAAGCUCCGUUUUCUGCGAAGCGUGCCAGUGUCGUGUAUGCCUGCUUCUGCGGCGCCCUCUGCCAGGCAGCCUCGCCCAUCUUCGGAUGAGCCUCCGGAGCAGCAGCCGGCCCAGCAACUGCCCUCCCCUCCUGCCGCUGACCAAGAUAAAGAUGGCACCCAUGACGGAUCCAUAAGUCCUUCUGGUGAGGCAGGGGCUAUCUUAAAACCCCAGUCAGCAGAAGCACCAGCUGUCUGUUCACAGAGCGAGACCACUGACAGGGAGAAGGGGCCAGGAAGUAGUGCUGGGCAAGCAGAUACCAGGACAGCCAAGGUGGUAGAGGAGGGCAAAAUGUGGAAGGGGGCUGCUGUCGAAGCACCCAUGGGCCCUGUGCUGCCCCCCUCACCCCCACCAGAGGAGGGCGAUGCAGAGCCAGAAAGAGACAGGCACUCCUCCCCCUCUAGUGACUCCUCAUCCUCUGACUCGGAUUCCGAAUCUUCUUCCUCACAUUCCUCGGGGUCCUCUGCUUCAUCAAGAGACCAAUCCAGCUCCAGAUCCGGUGACAAGAAGCAUGACGGAGCCAAGCAAGACUCUAAGGCAGACUCCCAAGCUGAAGGCUCCACAGCCACUCCCAGAAAUCCUUGCCGCAAGAGAAGAGGGGAGCAGUUGGAAGAGCGUGAUGCUGGAGGUGUGCAACAACGCAAGAAGACAUGCCUUGGAGAUGAAAAGAGGAGUAAAGUGGAGCGUAAAGGACCAGAUGGAAAGAGCUGUAUUCCAACCAGGGAGUUGAAGCAGGCUGCCAUGUCAGAGCCAGCUGACACUGCAGUGCAGGUGGAGGCACCCUUGGAGUCUGAGGGUGCAGGGGUGCAGCCUCGCUCAGAUGGCCAUGGGGCCGCAGAGAGCCGCUCAGAGGAGAGUACCACACCAAAAGCAUUUACUGCCCGCAAGAUUUCAUUGAACACAGCUAGUAAGCCCUCCGUGGCCAGUGUCGGGGGGACCACCCCCACACUGCCCUCUCCGGGGGGUCCUCUAGAGCCAGAGUCUGGUGGUCCAGCAGCCAGAAAGAGGAGAUGGGGAUCUAGUACUGCAGUGACAGCCAAGAAGCCAUCGAUCAGCAUCACCACUGACUCCCUAAAGUCACUGAUCCCAGACAUCAAGCCAGCCACGGGUGCAGGAAGCCAGGAGGCAAUAGUGGAACUGCACCCCGAUGAAGGCCACUUGUCAGGAGAUGAGGAGGGUGUGGAGCGGGGUGACCAGGGAGACCAAGGUCUGGAUAAAGGUCUUAAGAUACGCCGCACUGUAACACAGGUGGUACCAGCUGAGAACCAGGAGAAUGGUCAGAAGGAUCAGGAGGAGGAAGAGGAAGAUGAGCGGUCAGAAAGUGCUAGGACAGUCGUUGAAGAGGGCAAAGAUGGCUCCUCAGAGGUUUCCAUGGAAACACAAGCACCUAGUGUUCGGGAGGCUGACUUAAAGAAAGUGAUUCCCAGCGACUCGUUGGUGCGUCGCUCGAUUAGCCAGCAAAAGUCUGGGGUGUCCAUCACCAUCGACGAUCCAGUCCGAACCACCAAGCAGCCCUCGCCGCCCCGUGGCAAAAUCACAAACAUUGUCCAUAUCUGUAACUUGGUACGACCUUUCACCCUGGGACAGCUGAAAGAGCUGCUAAACCGAACUGGCAGUGUGGUGGAGGAGGGCUUCUGGAUAGACAAGAUCAAGUCCCACUGCUAUGUGACAUACCCCAGCACAGAGGCGGCGGCCGCCACUCGCACGGCCCUGCAUGGAGUUAAGUGGCCCCAGAGCAACCCCAAGUUCCUGAGUGUGGACUUCGCUGAGCAGGACGAGCUGGACUUUCACAGGGGCCUCUUGACAGUGGAGCGCAGUGCUGAGGAGGAUCGCGGGGUUCCUCCUGUUGCCCCCCCGGUGCCCGUGGCCCGGCCCGGGACGCUGCCCCCCCUGGUGCCUGAGCGGCAGCGUGACCGGGGUGCCGCCGUGGUGCGUGAUCAGUGGGCAGAGCGCGAGCGCGAGAUGGAGAGGCGGGAGAGAACGCGAGCCGAGCGCGAGUGGGACCGCGACAAGGUUCGGGAGUUCAGCAAGCCGAGAGAGGAGCGGGAAGGAGGGCCGAGGCGCUCCCGCUCACGGGACAGGGAGAGGAGGCGCAAAGAGAGAGCCAAGAGCAAGGAGAGGAAGACUGAUAAGAAGGAAAAAGCCCCUGAGGAGCCUCCAGCCAAGCUGCUAGAUGAUCUCUUCUGCAAAACCAAAACAGCUCCCUGUAUAUACUGGCUCCCGCUCACUGAGGAACAGGCAGCACAGAGAGAAGCAGAACGUGCGGAACGCAUGAAGGAGAGAGAGAAGCAAAGGAAGAAGCUGCUGGAGGAGGAAGACAAGAAGCGGGAGGAGGAGCGCAAGGAGCGGGUGAAGGCCAGGGAGAAAGAGGGAGGGGCGGCACCUGGCAGUGGGGCGGGGGCAGCGGGUGAGAGGGAGAGGGACCGGGGUCGCGACAGGGAGGGGGACAAACGGCGAGACAGCCACCGCAGCAGAGGGCCAGAGGCCAAAGUGGGAGGCAGUGGUGCGGGGAUCCUGGCAGGGGGUCGGCGCUCACGCAGCCGCAGUAACCCCCCCACCAGGGAUCGGCGUCGGUGAGCAAGGCGAUAUGCCAAGUCAGCCGACAUGAAGGGUGACCACAGGACAGACUGUGAUCAUGAGCAUUUUUUUUUUGUGACACCGUCUUCUCUCACUCCCUCCUGCCUCCAUUUUGAGGAGGGAAGGGCAUCAUUGUGUUUCUCAGACCUGUUGCAGGGAUGCACUUGACAGUAUGUUCAAAACGUGAGCAUUGUAAAACAGAUGCUUUUUGGGAAAUGGACCUGUAAUGAGUGCCCCCCCCCCAUGUCACUGAGGGUGGAGUCCUAGAAAAUUUGUUUUAAUAUUUUUUAAUUAUUUUAGUAUGAAUAGUUUAUUUGAGUUUGAUAUUUUUCCUCUAAGUGUUGAAUGUACAAAGAAUUAAAGAUUUGAGUGUG